Cadophora gregata is the source of this 1095-nucleotide messenger RNA. It is a transcript of the gene MPG1, whose product is annotated as mannose-1-phosphate guanyltransferase. Gene Ontology annotation, biological process: GDP-mannose biosynthetic process; cell wall mannoprotein biosynthetic process. Gene Ontology annotation, molecular function: mannose-1-phosphate guanylyltransferase (GTP) activity; GTP binding. NCBI's taxonomy places the organism in Eukaryota, Fungi, Ascomycota, Leotiomycetes, Helotiales, Ploettnerulaceae. Gene Ontology annotation, cellular component: cytoplasm. The coding region runs from base 1 to 1095 and encodes 364 amino acids. The record is from RefSeq and is a predicted model, not a curated record. The transcript is spliced from 4 exons.
AUGAAGGCCCUUAUUCUCGUUGGUGGCUUUGGCACCCGUCUGCGCCCUCUCACCCUCACCCUCCCCAAGCCAUUGGUCGAGUUCGGCAACAAGCCUAUGAUUCUGCACCAGGUUGAAGCUCUGGCAGCAGCUGGCGUCACAGAUAUCGUACUAGCUGUGAACUACAGACCCGAGAUUAUGGAGAAGCAUCUGGCAGAAUACGAAUCCCGGUUUAACGUCAAAAUCACCUUCUCUAUUGAGUCAGAACCCCUUGGUACUGCAGGCCCCCUUAAGCUCGCAGAAGAGAUCCUUGGAAAGGACGAUACCCCAUUCUUUGUUCUGAACUCCGAUGUUAUCUGCGAAUACCCCUUUGGAGAUCUCGCCGAUUUCCACAAGAGCCAUGGCGAUGAGGGUACUAUUGUAGUCACAAAGGUCGAGGAGCCCUCGAAAUAUGGUGUGGUUGUUCACAAGCCUAAUCAUGCUUCGCGGAUUGACCGAUUCGUUGAGAAGCCCGUUGAAUUCGUUGGCAACCGUAUCAACGCCGGAAUUUACAUCCUGAACCCAAGCGUUCUGAAGCGCAUCGAGUUGCGCCCUACCUCUAUCGAGCAAGAGACCUUCCCAGCCAUCUGCGCAGAUGGUCAAUUACAUUCUUUCGACUUGGAUGGCUUCUGGAUGGACGUUGGUCAACCAAAGGAUUUCCUAUCUGGAACCUGUCUUUACCUUUCCUCGCUCACAAAGAAGAGCUCGAAACUCCUUGCUUCUUCCAGCUUGCCAUACGUACACGGCGGCAAUGUUUUGAUUGACCCCUCCGCGAAGAUUGGCAAGAACUGCAGAAUCGGGCCCAACGUUACCAUUGGCCCAGAUGCUGUCAUUGGUGAUGGUGUCCGCCUACAGCGUUGUGUCAUUCUCGCAGGAUCGAAGAUCAAGGACCACGCCUGGGUCAAGAGUACCAUUGUCGGCUGGAACUCCACCGUAGGCAAGUGGGCACGAUUGGAGAACGUUAGUGUACUGGGAGACGAUGUCACAAUCGGCGACGAGAUCUACGUCAACGGGGGAAGCAUCCUGCCACAUAAGAGCAUCAAGGUCAACGUCGACGUUCCUGCGAUUAUUAUGUAA